UAUUUACUGGCUGGAACGAGCAGGGAGAGGAGCUUCCCCAUCGGGCGCUUGCCGCCCGGCUCCAGUGGUGGGAGAGCUCCUUACCCCGCAGCCUCUCUGACUCUCCUGUUGGCAGAGACCCGCAGGCCAUGAGGACUGGUCAAAGACAGUGAGAGGACGUGAAAGGGUAAACCCCGGUGCCCCCACAGUCUUAUCUCUCGCCCUGACGUGCCUACACACCUGCCGGAGGGUUAACCGUAAGCCGGUGCCUGUAUGGCCGCCUUACUGAUGCCACGCAGGAACAAAGGGAUGAGGACUCGACUGGGAUGCCUGUCUCACAAGUCAGACUCGUGUAGUGAUUUCACAGCGAUUCUUCCCGACAAACCCAACCGUGCUCUGAAGAGACUAUCCACGGAAGAAGCCACAAGGUGGGCAGAUUCCUUUGAUGUGCUUCUCUCCCAUAAGUAUGGGGUGGCUGCGUUCCGCGCCUUUUUGAAGACGGAGUUCAGCGAGGAGAACCUGGAAUUCUGGUUGGCCUGCGAGGAGUUCAAGAAGACCAGGUCAACUGCAAAACUGGUCUCCAAGGCUCAUAGGAUCUUUGAGGAGUUUGUGGAUGUGCAGGCUCCGAGGGAGGUAAACAUAGACUUCCAGACUCGAGAAGCCACGAGGAAGAACAUGCAAGAGCCAUCUUUGACCUGCUUCGACCAAGCCCAGGGGAAAGUACACAGCCUCAUGGAGAAAGACUCUUACCCCAGGUUCCUGAGGUCCAAAAUGUACUUAGAUUUGCUGUCCCAAAGCCAGAGGCGGCUCAGUUAGACCUCAGAUGGGGACUCUGGGAGAUCACCGGCUUUCCCCUCCCCUCGCUACCAAGACCAUCUUCUAAUGUGAAAUGUCAUAGGUGUUCAAAAGCAGUGGUGUUUAGGUUGGGAGGCCGGGGGCGAGGAGGGGAUGAAGGGCUGUUCCGAAGCAUGACCCAGCCGCCAGAGCUGGGACUCUGCUCCAUUUGCCCAUGUUCGUGUUUUGGUUAGUGGUAGCAUCUGGCUACUGACACCCUUCUCUG
Molecule: messenger RNA, 1039 nt
Organism: Pteropus alecto (black flying fox)
Lineage: Eukaryota; Metazoa; Chordata; Mammalia; Chiroptera; Pteropodidae
Gene: RGS8
Product: regulator of G protein signaling 8
Exons: 7
Coding region: 253-795 (180 amino acids)
Source: RefSeq, a predicted model, not a curated record